This is a messenger RNA of Ilex paraguariensis (yerba mate), 537 nucleotides long. Lineage: Eukaryota; Viridiplantae; Streptophyta; Magnoliopsida; Aquifoliales; Aquifoliaceae. The record is from the annotation of a GenBank genome assembly.
AUGGAUGACAUGGGUGCGAUACACUUUGCUGCUCAAAAAGGUCAUUUAGAAGUUGUUCGGAUUCUCCUUUCAUCCGGAGUCUCUGUCAAAUCUUCCAAUCGCAAGGGCAUGACCGCUCUUCACUAUGCUGUUCAAGGGUCCAACCUGGAACUUGUCAAGUACUUGGUGAAGAAAGGUGCAAAUAAGGAUGCGAAGACCAAAGCAGGGAAAACCCCUCUUGACCUUGCAAGCAGUGAAGAAGUCCGCUUAAUUUUAGUUGAAACUGAAGCAGCAUCCAAGAAAGGAGAUUUGAAUGGCAAAGAUAAAGGUGAAGCAGCUCAUUUGAAAUUGUCGUCACAGGGAAAAGGAGAAGGUUCUGAUGGUGAGGCUGCUGUGGCUAGGCACGAAGAAGCUGAAAAAGAGAAAGAUGAAUCAGCCAAGAGGAAAGGUGAUGAAGGUGAAAUCAAGGAAAAUUUGCCAGAAUCGAAGAAGGCAAAGGUUGCUCUUAAUCAUCUUCUAGUUUCAGAUGACGCACAAGAAGGGGAAGAAAAUCUUUAA